This is a messenger RNA of Pristis pectinata (smalltooth sawfish), 4091 nucleotides long. Its product is annotated as SLIT and NTRK-like protein 6. The coding region runs from base 442 to 2997 and encodes 851 amino acids. NCBI's taxonomy places the organism in Eukaryota, Metazoa, Chordata, Chondrichthyes, Rhinopristiformes, Pristidae. Gene Ontology annotation, molecular function: protein binding. Gene Ontology annotation, biological process: positive regulation of synapse assembly; regulation of presynapse assembly; axonogenesis. Gene Ontology annotation, cellular component: membrane. The record is from RefSeq and is a predicted model, not a curated record. The transcript is spliced from 2 exons.
CCAGCUUGCUGCUCCGGUGUGGAUUUGGUCUGUGGCGUUGCAGAUAUUGGUCUUUAGUUUUUAUAUAACAGCCCCUUCUCGUCUUUAAUAAGCAGAAUAGCCUCUGGGGGACCUGCACCCGGAGUCUGCUGGUCAGGAGUCUGGACAUCAAACAGGAAUUAUCCCAUCUAGUUUGACUGGCGCUUUCGAUCCUUUUUUAAAAAAGAUAAUCUAAUACAUGUUUGCUUGACUUCUACACCGUAUUAGUGCAAUCCCGGAUCAGUUGGAAACUGACAGUCCAGGUCACGAUGAGUCCAUUUUGUUUUCUGAGGAAAAAUGCGAAUUGAAUGAAACUUAACUGACGUUCCUGGUUUUACCCUCUGCAUUGCUCAUGAACUGAGCAGUUCUGAAAGCGGCUGCACUGCGUUUGUAGGUACUUAACUAUUGUGAAACACUGACAAAAUGAUGACCUGGCAUUUACUACUAAGUACAGCUUUAGUUGUAAUCAGUUCCCACAAGGCAGAUCCUUCAAAUGCUUCAGAUAAGGAAGUGUGUGAGCAGCUGUGUUCCUGUGAAGAAAGAGACGGUUUGCUGCACAUAAAUUGUCAAAACAAGGACAUCACCAAAAUAUCUCAAAUAAAACCACCACAGACAUAUAACUACAAUCUUAACCUACAAGAUAACUUUGUGAGUGUAAUAUAUCGCAACGAUUUCAUCAGCUUCAGGAAUGCUUUGUCACUGCAUCUUGGCAAGAAUCAUUUGCAAAACCUGGAGGCUGGGACUUUCACUGGCCUUAGUUCUUUGAAACGCUUGCAUAUAAAUGGCAACAAUUUGGAAGUUCUGCGUGAGGGCACAUUUCGGGGAUUGGACAAUUUGGAAUUCCUUCAGGCAGAUAAUAACUUCAUCCAAGUUAUUGAGCCUGGUGCAUUCAGUAAGCUUCACCGGCUGAAAGUGCUCAUCCUGAAUGACAAUGCAAUCCCCUUUCUCCCCACCAACAUCUUUCGUUUUGUACCCCUGACGCACCUGGACCUUCGAGGAAAUCACUUAAAUUCACUUCCAUACGUUGGUCUGUUGGAGCAUAUUGGCAGAAUAAUGGAGCUACAGCUGGAGGAUAACCAGUGGAAAUGUGAUUGUGAUUUAGUGCCACUCAGAUCCUGGCUGGAAAACAUGCCGCCCCAGUCUAAUAUUGGCGAUGUUGUUUGUAUGCACCCAUUUAGACUGAAGGGUAAAAUUUUAACUAAAAUACCAGUUAUGGAGAUUUGUCCUGCAGGUUCUGGAACUGACUUUGAGGAACCCAUAAAUUCAAUUCAUUUGGUAGUAACUCCAGCUGGUGAUAAUACUCAUAUCAACAUCCAUAGUGUGAAUAAGUCAGUUAUUAAAGAACCUAAAAGGGAUCCGUAUAUUCUACAACCUGAUGGACAGGAUGAUGGUAAAAUUGCGACAACAUGGCCUGUGAUCUAUCCAAAAUCGCCCUGCAUGACCACUUGUCAUUGCAGCACACAAUCAAAUGUCGGGCAGAUAAUGAAAUGUCAAGAAAGAAACAUUAAAAGUUUGUCAGACCUUGCACCCAGUCCACCAAAGCCAAUAAAGCUUUAUUUGACAGAUAACGUUAUCGAGUAUGUUACAAAAUUUGAUCUACUCGGUUAUGACAGCCUAGAUUUACUACAUUUAGGAAAUAAUCGAAUAACAGUGAUUGAGGAUGGUGCUUUUGCAAACCUCACCAAUCUUCACAAGAUGUACUUGAAUGGUAACAGUAUUGUACGAUUAAGAAAAGAAAUGUUCAUUGGUCUCAGUUGUCUUCAAUACUUGUAUCUGGAGCACAAUAUAAUCAAAGAGAUACUACCUGGGACAUUCAGUGCACUACCACAGCUCAAGGUCUUGUAUUUGAACAACAAUCUUCUUCAUAGUUUGCCCCCACAUAUAUUUGCUGGUGUUCCACUCUUACGGUUAAACCUUAAAAGUAACCACUUGAUGCAUCUUCCUGUGAGCAAUGUAAUAGAUCAGCUUGAAUUCUUGGUUCAGAUAGAUUUAGAAGACAACCCCUGGGAUUGCACUUGUGACUUGGUAAGCUUGAAGCAAUGGAUGGAAAAACUCCAUAAAAAUGUAACUGUCAGUGAGAUUAUGUGUGAGUCCCCUGAAAAGUUUGCCAAGAAAGAUUUGAAAAUGCUAAACAAUGAAUUGAUAUGUCCUGGAUUAAUAAGUAUUCUAGACCCACCGACAGAGGCCAGUAAUAUUGACUCAACCAUGGCAGCUUCUAGUACUGUCUCCAGCCUCCUGGGUUCCAUCAUGGACACGGUCCCACUUUCUGUUUUGAUCCUUAGCUUGUUGGUGGUAUUCUUAUUGAUUGUAUUCAGUGCAGCUGGGAUGGUGGUCCUUGUGCUUCACCGUCGGAGAAGGACAAAGAAAAAACAUAAAACUACUCCAGUGCAGGACUGCAGUCCUUUGCAGGUUCAAUACAGUGUAUACGGACACAAGAGAACCCAUCAUACUGAAGAAAGACCAGAUGGAAAUAUAUAUGAGCAGCACACGAUUAAUGCAAUAGGUCCAGUCUGCAGGAGCCGUUCUUAUAAUAUGAGGGAUGUGGAACUGGACAAUGAGAGCAAAGAUGGGAAUGAGCCAAAAAUGAUUUAUAGGAGUCACAUGAUAAGAGAAAAUGACCCUCUGCUCACAAAUCCCAACAUCAAAUUCAGUACAAUAGAGCAAGCCCCAGAAUUUAUGUCCCUCCGUGAUCCUACUUCAAUGUACAGAAAUAUUAUUGAAAAGGAAAGGGAGCUUCAGCAAAUUGGAAUCACAGAAUACCUGAAGAAAAAUAUCUCACCAUUACAAUCAGAUCUCGACGUUCGCUACCCAUCCAGACAUGAAGAGCUGAAACUGAUGGAAGCAAUCAUAUACUCAAGACCUAAAAAAGUUGUGGUUGAAGAGACAAAAAAUGAAUAUUUUGAACUGAAAGCAAAACUACAAACUGAACCUGACUACUUAGAAGUUUUGGAACAGCAGACAGCCUUGAACCAACCAUAACUCCUUCAAGGGCAUUGACAUUUUUAAUUCGCCUGUUACAUUGUGAUAAAUUAGCCUAUUUGCUGUACUAAGACAUUAGUGCCUUUACAGAUGAUUCUCUUUUUUCUGCAAACAAUACAGCAGUAAUCCUUAUUUAACUCAGGGAUCGAUAGACAAACCACUGGGAAUAGCCAAUAGAGAAUGUAGGUACAGGUACAGUAACAGCCACAGGAUUUCUUUCACAGUGUACAGACAGUGCAUUGUCAAGCACAAGGCUUUAUUAAGCGUCAGGACGAUCAUUUUAUAGUUGUAGAGACAAUCCUAUUAAAAUAACCUUAUGAUGCUGUCAGGUGAACCAAUGGUGAUCAAAAGAGGGUUUCCGAAGGAGUGACUGCUACCUGUAUGCACAUUUAUUGGGAAGCCUUAUUUUCAAGGCCACAGGUUUGCAGUUUUCAUGGAACAGUGGAUGAAAUCAUGGAAUGUGAUCCCUAAAAAAAAGUGACAAUUCCUUGUGACAAAACAGAAUCAGAUCCAUGCAAUUGAUGUAAACCUGUGACUUUUUUUUCAUUUUAAUUAAUACAUAUACUCUCACGAUCUUCUGUAAUGCUUUCAUUGUCUAAUAUGGGAGAUGAGUUACAUGAUUUCUGACAAUCCAAUUUGUUGCUGCUGGAUUUUAAAUUAUAGAGAAUAGUCUGAACUUGCAAAUCUGCAAGUCUUGAAAUAACUACUGUAAGGAGCAGACCCAAAUGUGGCUGCACAUUGUAUUUAGACUGAGUCAUAUUCUCUUUGCAACAUUUCUUUCAUGUCAGUUAUAUCACAAGGCAUUCCCAAUUCCUUUAAGCCUGGAACUACAUUCAAGGCAGUUAUUUUUAAGAAAAAUUGAAACUAAAAAAAAUUGUGCUUUUUUUGGUAAACCUUUCAUUCACAGAAGGUUUAAAAACUGAGAUGUAUUGGGAAGAAAAGCACACAAAGACCAAGAUGUUGAAGGAUAUGAUUUGUUUCAAAUACAACACAGAAUUCUACAAGUUAUUUUUUCAUUUACAAAAUUGUAAAAUAUUCCUGUAAACUAUUUAUUCUGUACAGUUUUGCAAAUAAAGCAGGGGUGCCUUUCUUGU